Mugil cephalus (flathead mullet) is the source of this 4398-nucleotide messenger RNA. It is a transcript of the gene tax1bp1a, whose product is annotated as Tax1 (human T-cell leukemia virus type I) binding protein 1a. Bases 244 to 3114 code for a protein of 956 amino acids. The transcript has 18 exons. The record is from RefSeq and is a predicted model, not a curated record. NCBI's taxonomy places the organism in Eukaryota, Metazoa, Chordata, Actinopteri, Mugiliformes, Mugilidae.
AUUUUCUCUUUCAGGAAGAAGAGCGCGUCAUCGUCAGAGCGUUGACAACAACGGGGACAGUGGCAUAAACAUCGGAUCGGUCGGCAGAAAUUCACCUUUUCUUGCCACUGGAAAUCACACUAAAAGGGUUGUCUCACAAUGUCAUCACCAUCUCUGACUUGACGGAGCUCCUCCAGAGCCACAGAAGACACAUUACGCAACGGUUUUCACAGGCUGGACAAAUGAAGUGACCACCAGGAGACAAUGUCAUCGUUCCAGGUGGUGGACUCAUCGCCGGGCAGCAGCGUCAGCGUCAUGGAAACGUCCAACUUUGCCCAUGUCAUCUUCCAGAAUGUGGGAAAGAGUUUCCUACCCCAGGCACCCUUGGAGUGUCGUUACACCCUGACCCCUUACAUUGCUCCCCACCCCAAAGACUGGGUGGGCAUUUUCAAGGUGGGUUGGAGCACAGCCCGGGAUUACUACACCUUCCUCUGGUCUCCUAUGCCCGAAAACUAUGAACCAGGAAGUACAGUGCACAGGACUGUGGUGUUUCAAGGUUAUUACGUUCCCAAAUCCGACGGAGAGUUUUACCAGUUCUGCUAUGUCACUCACGCUGGUGAUAUCAGAGGGGCCAGCACGCCCUUCCAGUUCAGGUCGGCCACGCCCACCGAAGAGCUGCUGACCGUUACCGAGGACGACAGCAACUCCGACAUACUGGUCGUCACCACCAAGACGGGCCUGCUCGAGCGGGUGGAGGAGGCGCAGCAGGAACGCAGGGAACUGCUGAAGGCCAUGCGCCUCCUGCAGGAGGAGAAGCAGCAGCUGCAGGAGGAGCAGAAGCGCCUCGCCCGGGAAAGGGAGCAGGAGAGGGAGACGUGCUGUCUGCUGCGGACGCAUAACCAGGAGCUGCUGCGCUCGUCGCAGGGCCUGUCGGAGGAGAGGGAGGAGGUGAGGCGGAGGCUGACGGAGGCCACUGACCGGGUCCGCCAGCUGGAGGAGGACCUGCUGGGAGUCACCCAGAGAGGCCUGCAAAAAGAGACGGAGCUGGAUUGUCUGCGCGACCGUUUGAAGAAGCUGACGGUAGAGAGAGACAGUCUGGAGAGCCAGCUGAAGAAUGAGAAGGAUGAGAGGGAUCUCUAUAAGGCCCACCUGCGCAGCACGGAGCUGGAGAACACCAAGCUGAGCGCGGAGCUUCAGAUGCUGAAGGCUGUGGAGCUGAACCGGGAGGUGACCAUCGCUCAGUUUCAGGAGGAGCUGGAUAGGCUCAGGGCCUGCGUUGCCCAACGAGACAGCCUGGAGAAAGAGCUGCUUGCGCACAAAGCCGACAAGGCGGAGCUGGCCCGCGUACGCGAGCAGCUCCGUCAGGCCGAGGAGCAGCUCCAGGCGUCCCGGCAGCAGGCCUCCCUCCUCGCGUCGGAGCUCCGCGACUCAGCCAGCGCCCGUGACCACACGAUGACAGAGCUGUACCGCGCCCGCCUGGAGGCCGACAAGCUCCGUGCCAGUCUCGCUGAUGCUCAGGCCGAGUGCCAACGCAUGGAGAGCCAGUUAGACCGCAUGAGGAGCACUGCACACAAGGAAGUGGGUGUUGGGACCGGUGGGGAUGUGACGCCCAGCAUGAUGGUGGUGUCGGAGGCAGAGGCCGAGCUGCAGAGGGAAGUGGAGGAGCUGAAGCUGCGCCUCCACAUGGCUGCCGAGCACUACAAGGAGAAGUACCGGGAGUGUCAGCGCCUCCGGAGGCAGGUGGCCAAACUGAACACAACAGAGUCGCAGGGGGAGCAAAAGAGAAACGCAUCCACCGAGACGACUCUGGACCCACUGACCCCUAGUCCAGAAUCACCCACAGCAGGGGAUAUAGCUACUACAGUGAUACAAGAAGCCACAGAGAUGACAAUCACCGUGGAACUCCAUAACAAGGAACCCACAUACUCCGACAACAAUACAGAGAGGGAGGAAAGGCAGAGAGAUGAGGUGGAGGUAGAGAGGGAUGCGAAACUGAAGGAAGGCAGCGAAAGAGAAAACGAAGAGGAGGAGGAGGAGAAGAAGAGGGAAAGCCUGCCGGAGGAGAGCCUGAGGAUGACGAGCUGGGUGGAGGUGGAGAACGAGAGGCUGAGUGCCGAGUGCGUCGUGGAAAGGGCGCCGGACGCGGGAGGAGUCGGGGAUGGCGGCGCCGGGGAGCAGGGGCUGCUGGAGGAGGAGGAGGAGGAGGAGGAGGAUGAGGAUGCAGAGGAGGAGGCGGAGAAGGAGCAGACUCGCUCGGUGGAGGAGGAGCUGGCGAUGAUGGAGGAGAAGUGGAGGGAGCAGUGCGCAAUCAACGAGACGCUCAAGCAGCGGCUGGCCGACGAGGAGGAGCGCUUCAGAGUGCAGAUGGCCGAGCGAGCCAGCGAGGUGACCGAACUCAAACGCAACCUCGCCCAGGCUCUCAGAGACAAGGAGCAGCUGCAGGAGGAGCUCCAGCGUUACGUGUCCAGGCAGCGGGAGCAGGAGGUUUGCGCUCAGGGCGCCGAGGUCAGGCAGCCGAUGGUGCUCCGCUACCCUCUGCCCUACCCCCAGGACCCCUCCCCUCCGCCCCUGGUGCCGCAGAGGCCCGCCGAGCUGCAGUACGGCAAUCCCUACUCCACCGACACCACGAGAGACCGGGUGGACGUCGCACUCUCUCCCGAGCACGUGCCCCGUCCUCCGCCCGAGGCCCCGCCCUGCGCCGCUCCCUGCGCUCCCCCGAUCACGCCACCCAGCCCGGGCCCGGGAGCGCCGGGCUGGAGCAGAGAGGUCGUCUGCAUCCAGCCGUCCCGCAGCACGAGUCCUCCCGAGAACGUCGAGCAUCCCCCAGAGGAGCCGCAGAACGUGAGUGAUGGGGCUCAGCCACCUUGUGAUCAUCAGUCCAGUAGACGCAGCGAAGCCAGGAGCAGCUUCUGUUUCGACUCCAGCACCGACGUCCACAAGCGGUGCCCUCUGUGCGAGGUGAUCUUCCCCCCGCACUUCGAGCAGCGCAGCUUCGAGCAGCACGUGGAGAGCCACUGGAAGGUGUGCCCCGUCUGCUCCGAGCAGUUCCCGCUCAACUGUCAGCAGCAGCUCUUCGAGAAGCACGUCCUCACGCACUUCGACGGCCACGUGCUCAACUUCGACCAGAUCGAAUGAAGGGGGAGGGGGGCGGAGGACGGCGGGUUAUGCUGUUAGGUCACCUUGAUUCGGGUCCAGUUAAGUUGUCUCGUUGAUGUACAAUCAUUAGCACUUUGUUUUGCGAUCUUUAAGGUUUCGAAAGAAUGUAGUCAGGCGUUUGUGCUGUGGCGGCUACUCCACCAACGUGUUUAGUUUUAUCUAGGGUAGCUCACACUUUAACACACUACAAGUACAGGAUCAUUAACUUUUUUUUUUUCGUUUAAUCGUUUUUAAUGCUCAUAGUUUUCCUUCAGUGGACUAAAGCACCAUUUGAAGUGCAUGCAUAUAGUCUGUGUUCAGAACAAGUCAUAGCCACAAAAUUUCUUCCUACUUCUCGAGUGAAUUGUAGCAGAAAGUUGAGCUUUGGAGAAGGAAAAAAAAAAAACACUAUAGUCUCUUAACGUCCCCGUUCUUUGAGAACGCCGAACGCGCAUCCAAGAAGUGAUAAAGCAGCCGAGAGAUGUUCUAAUCGUCCACAGAAUUUGAUGAGAGAGAUGAGGUGGCGGUUUUUAAAAGUGUAAAUGCGGAGUGAGAGGAGAAUACCUGCCGAGUGUGUACAUAUAACCGAGGAGACGCGGUGAUUUUCACCCGUGCUGUUGUACGUAUGAGUUUUGCAGAGAUGGUUUAAACAAAAAAAACAAAAACAGCACUACGUUUUCAUGUAUCUGCACUAAAUAAGGCUUUAUUCUGAAUGUACUGUACAUAAAUGAAAAUAAGUUGUGGAGAGACCUGUGAAUUACUGUCGUGAACCUUCCUCCCCUUCAUCCUUACCUCCCUGUGAUGAAAGAAGGACUGACCAAUGAUGUUUUACUUCCUGGUGUGCACUUUCUGCUCUCAGGUCGGCAGGCGAGGAGCUGUGCUUGAGAGACGGCCGUUUUAGACUGCAGGACACUUUUAACGUUGCGUACUUUCAUGUUUUAAAGUUGUGAAGAAAACGUCAUUGCUUCUGUGCACCAGUCUGUCGGCCCUCGUGACUGAAUGUCACUUCUAUAUGUGUCUUCACGGGGCUUCAUACCACCGCUCGUCUAUUUUCGGGUCAUUACGAUGUGUUCCCUGACCGUGUUGUAUUCAGGCUUUAAAAAAAAGAAAAAAGAAAAACUGCACAUGCCCAGUAAUCACAAGGCAAAUCUGUAUGUGUGUGUGUGCGUGUGUGCGUGUGUCAUGUGUCUGAUGCAGCCUUUUUCCAUGUGAGAAUGUCAGGACGCUGGUUUAAGUGUGUACUGCAAAAGAUCUUUAUGAAUAAAGUAAGCUUGUCGAAACGCA